This is a messenger RNA of Podarcis raffonei (Aeolian wall lizard), 3089 nucleotides long. It is a transcript of the gene ARRDC1, whose product is annotated as arrestin domain containing 1. Gene Ontology annotation, biological process: protein transport. The coding region runs from base 313 to 1584 and encodes 423 amino acids. The transcript has 8 exons. The record is from RefSeq and is a predicted model, not a curated record. Gene Ontology annotation, cellular component: cytoplasm. Gene Ontology annotation, molecular function: ubiquitin-like ligase-substrate adaptor activity; ubiquitin protein ligase binding. Lineage: Eukaryota; Metazoa; Chordata; Lepidosauria; Squamata; Lacertidae.
GCUGCCUCUGAAGCUGAACACCAGGAUUAAGGAAGGCAGGAGGAGAGGAGGCGGGGCCACGGGAUGGCCCUUUAAGGGGCCGGCCAUGCGCAGGCCGUCCCCUGAGCAAGCAGGUAGAGAGCGAACGAGAGACGAGCUGCGCCUUCCGCAGUUUUGCCCGGAGAGGCGGAGAGAGCAGAGCGGAGCGUAAAAGCGCAGCAGGCACCAGCCGCCGCCGACCGUCGUCCCGAAGCAGGAAUAAAAGAGGAGCCCGUAGCGACAGCAAGAGCGCAAGGCCUCCAUCGUUCGACCCCUUCUAGCCCCGGCUCGGCUAUGGGGAAGAUCCAGCUCUUCGAGAUCCGCCUGGGCGACAGCCGCGUCGUCUACAGCCCCGGCGAGCCUCUGACUGGCACGGUCACCGUCCGCCUGGCUGGAGCGCUCCAGUACCGCGCUAUCAAGGUGAGCUGUGUGGGUUCCUGUGGGGUCUCCAGCAAAAUAAAUGACACUGCGUGGACAGUGGAGGAGCAGUACUUCAAUACAACCCUUUCAAUGGCUGAUAAAGGGGUCCUGGCAGCUGGGGAGCACACAUUCCCUUUCCAGUUCCUGCUUCCAGCUUCAGCUCCUACAUCCUUUGAGGGUCCCUUUGGGAAGGUCUUGCACCAGGUCAAAGCUGUGAUAGAGACACCACGGUUUUCCAAGGAUCACAAAUGCAGCAAGAUAUUCUAUGUCCUGUGCCCGCUGAACCUGAAUGACAUCCCUGAGAUUGAGCAGCCAAACACAACGUCGAUCACAAAGAAGUUCAGCUACAAGCUCGUGAAAACUGGCAACGUGGUCCUGACAGCCACCACAGACCUCAAGGGCUACGUUGUAGGGCAGGUCAUCCAGUUGCGGACAGACAUUGAGAACAAAUCAGGCCGGGACACCAGCACCAUUGUAGCCAGCCUCAUCCAGAAAGUUGCCUACAAAUCCAAGCGGUGGAUCUAUGACCUGAGGACCAUAGCGGAAGUGGAGGGUUCACCCGUGAAGGCCUGGAAGCAUGCAGAGUGGAGAGAGCAGAUUCUCGUCCCAGCACUGCCUCAGUCCAUCCUUCAAGGCUGCAGCCUCAUCCAUAUUGACUACUACAUCCAGGUGUCCCUGAAAUCUCCUGAGGUUUCUGUUGCUCUCCCGAUCUACAUUGGCAACAUCGCUGUGAACAGGAUCCCCCUCAACCCGACCCGCUUGGUCCCUCACGUCCCGUCGCCCGUGAUCCCGAGUGCACCGCCGGUGGACGAGGAGGCUGCCGGUGGCUACCACCCCAUGGACAACAUUUCCAUCCCCACCAAGAGCCACUCCCAGCAGCAGCCUUUCAGCUAUGCACCAGGCUUGAGCUUCCCGGAAGCAAGGCUGGACUCUGAGCAGGGCAGCUCGCCCAACCACCCCACACUCUGCCUCUCGACAGGAGCGACGGUCCCUUACUAUGCCGAGGGGACGGUGGUUCCGGUUCCCACAGCCAGCUCCCUCAUCCUGCCUCCGGAGUAUAGCACCUGGGGUUACCCCUACGAGGCACCCCCUUCAUAUGAACAAAGUUGCAGCAGCGCAACCUCCAGCCUGAGCAAUGGCAACUAGCCACAAGCUCACAACCUGAUGUCUGGCAUGCCAAGCUGGGAGAAAGGACAGUACAAAACAUUGCCUGGAGGGGGCGCUCUCUCCCCCAGCAAUAGUUCCCUGGGCCAUGGCUGCCUUGCACAAUAAUCUCUUUCCUUGUGCUGUACAGUUCAUCAUCUUACUUGCUGCUUUAUAAUCCGAACACCCGUGAUGCCUUAUCUGAAAUGUGGGAGUCAUCGUGUAUGGAAAGAUAGAGGUGUGUGCAGAUCAGUGUGUGUGUGUGUGUGAGAGAGAGAGAGAGAGAGAGAGAGAAUGAACGAACAAACAAACAAAUGAAUGAAUGAAUGUACAUAUGUAUAUAUUUUGAGUGCCACCCCAUAUCUGUUGUGUGCUAACCAGAAAAGGUGUGUGGGUGUAGACAAAUUGCUUCUCUGCUGGGCAUCCCGUGAUUUAAGCCCAGUGUGCCCUUUUGCACUAGCUUACCCUCUAGAGAACAGUACAAGCAGUGCAGGAAGAGCUGCUAUCAACAUUCCUUCUGAUGUAGGGCAACUGGCAUUUCCCUGCCAUUUUUUUAAAAAAAAUGUGGCAUAGCACAUCUGAUUUUUACUCUGGGUGCUUGUAGUAGUUCCUUUUUUGGCUCUUGAGUGCUUGUAGUAGCUACCAUUUUCCCUCUCUCUGCCACCCCUGUAAUCCACAGACAGGAGACAACUGACAAUCACAAUUCUAGCCUAACUCUACCUCUUGACUUUGCUUCUCCCAGGAAGUGAGUCCAGAUGGAGGAGGGGAAGGAGGAGAGCUUUUUGGAAAAGAAAAGAAAAACAUACAGUUUGUUAAGCAGAAUUCCAAAUAGUUAGGAGCUUUGGGUAGUGAUGCACUUGAUCCAUUGGAUAACAGUGGGUGGGAACAGGUCUCGUGCUGCUCUCCACAGUGAGUGCCUCUGCAGCUUUGCAGUUCGUGGCCAGUGGAGGUGAGAGGCUGGUUGGCUAUAUUCCUUCUAGAGUUUCUUGCCUCCUCCUUCAAAUAGAGAGUUCUGCCUGCUUACUAGCAUAGCAGUUUUAAAAGUGGACUAGCUGUUGCCCAGAGAGGCUCCCAGCCUCUGCAAUCUCAAUGUUACAGAACAGCCAAUGUCAAAGUACUUUUAAAGCAGGGCUUCUGACACACUGUGUGUGUCUGUGGGUUUGUGUGGGGGGUUAUUUUUUCCAUGGCUAUUUACCACGUUGGGCGUUAGGUUUUUCUGUGUGUACAAGUCUGAUCUGCUAAGCACCACCUCUGGAGUAGUGAAGCCUUUUUCCUUUCUCUCGGCCAGCCUUUCUUCAUGAGCUCCUUCAAGUUUGCUGGGUGGCUGAUCCAGCAAUAUGGACAUGCAAACGUUCACAUUCCCAGCACCACGUGGUUUUUAUAGGACAAUUAAUCCUCUUCCACGACCCUUUUUAUUUGUGUCUUUUUCCAAUCAGCUUUGUUUAAAUGGUGAAACUUUGAAAACACAGAUUUUAAAUGUAUUUAAUAAAUUAUUCUGAGACCUUGAA